This is a messenger RNA of Vitrella brassicaformis, 1334 nucleotides long. The record is from the annotation of a GenBank genome assembly. Lineage: Eukaryota; Vitrellaceae.
GUUGUGUGUAUGUUAAGUUAACGAGUGCCAAUUCGUCCGCCUAAGCGUGGGUACGGUACAUGAAGCACAUGCAUUCAAUAGCCUCCUGGCAGGGCGGGCGCGAUACGAUGCGCCCGUCAGUCAGUCAGCAUCUACGCAUCCAUCGAGUCGACUACCCCAUUGCGCAGCGCACACAAAAAGUCGUGUCUGUCCGCCGUGAUGUGAUGGAUAUGUACACAAACACAAAGACAAACAAACAAGGCAACAGGACAGGCGCCACCUGUCAUGACUAGGCAGACCACGCGGGAGCAGAGCAAAAAGCGGAGCAGAUGUCUGCCUGCCUGCCUGCCUCUCUCUAACCCACUUCUCUCGCGCCUCCUACAAUCGUUGCAUGCCCUCCUUAAUUAACGCCCCCCCCGCACCUAUCAGUAUGCGCGCUUCGCUAGGUACCCUCCCUCCCUCCCUCCCUCGUGUGAUUUCUCUUCAGUCGCCGCCCAGUCUGUACCCACGGCCUCCGAACUGUCUGGGUGGUGGUGGUGGAGCGGCCCUGCCGGCCUGCCCGCCGGCCGCCGCUGGUCGGCCGCCCUCCUGCACUGCGAUCAUGAACUGGUCGAUGAAGCCGGGCGUCUUGAGGAGGGUCAUGCCGUUUUCAGCCGGCAGGACCUCCUUGAGGAAAUAGUAGGUGUGUCCGGCGGCCACGCCCAGAAGGUCGCCCCACGGCGAGCCACCCAGGAGCAUGUUGAAGAACAUAAGGGCCCAGGGGAGCUGGUAGCCCUGGAUGGAGAAGCCCCAGUAGGUGAGCUGCGCCCAGGCCUCCCGCCGGCUCCAGUAGUAGAUGAUGGCCAUGAGGAGCGAGGAGAAGUUCAUCGGCAGCCCGUUGGGCCACGCGAGGGCGCAGCUGAGCCCGUCGAUGGUGAGCAUGUUGAUGAGGAGGAAGAAGAGGUAGCUGCCGGGGGUGCCCUGGCUGGUGAAGCACUCGUUCCUCUCCAGGCGGCCCGAGAAGGUGAUGAAGAAGUAGAGGUUGAAGACGAAAGGAAAGCCGAAUUGGCCGAUAUAGAGGUAGUUGGUGAUGGGCCGCCAGAUGUGCAGACGGCUGACGACGAGCGGCCAGUUGAGCAGCAGCACUGAGGGAUUGAACAGCUUCAGCUGGGUCACAAGCGUCAGGCAGAAGAAGACGGUCGUCAGCACGCGGGAGAGGAACGGAAUACCAAAGUAGAAACCCUCUAUCGUCGUGCCUUCCAUCCUUCCUGGCGGCUGUUUGUGUCUGUGGCCGAUGGUCAGAGGGAGGAAACACGAGCCGAAAGUUGUCGAAAAGUCCCGACCAAUUAAGCUAGGGUAUCACGCUCCAAAGCGCC